Hippocampus comes (tiger tail seahorse) is the source of this 3347-nucleotide messenger RNA. Its product is annotated as conserved oligomeric Golgi complex subunit 1. Lineage: Eukaryota; Metazoa; Chordata; Actinopteri; Syngnathiformes; Syngnathidae. The transcript is spliced from 13 exons. Gene Ontology annotation, biological process: intra-Golgi vesicle-mediated transport. Bases 1 to 2433 code for a protein of 810 amino acids. Gene Ontology annotation, cellular component: Golgi apparatus; COG complex. The record is from RefSeq and is a predicted model, not a curated record.
AUGAAUAAGGCUUUGUUGCCUUUUUUUUUUUUUUUUUUUUUUUUUACCAGGUCCACCAUUCUUUUAGACAGCAAGUCUCUGCUGCGGGGUCGGGCAGUGUCUGACCAGGCCAUCGCAGAGGCGCUCUUGUCCACGAUGCUGCUGGAGGACAGCUCCCCACGCCAGGCACUUGCUGAUUUCUUGUUAGCACGGAAGGCCUCCAUCCAUCAGUUGCUCAAUCAGCCCCAACAUGGUGCGGGGAUUAAAGCUCAAGUGUGCAGCCUAGUGGAACUGCUGGUGACCACGUUGUUUCAAGCGUAUGCUGUUUUCUACAUGCACCCUGAGGGGGCCCCCAGACCUGGAGAAACAACCCUUAGCUGUGGCCUGCUCUUUUCCAUCCUGGAAAAUGUUACCUCCUCUGCAUCUGCAGCGAAAGCUAAGAAUGUGCUUCAGGAAGACACAAGUACAGGAAGCUGGUUCAAGUAUCUGCCCCCUUCUGUCACGGAGUUCCAGCCGACACUUCGAGCCCUGGCACAGCCAAUCCAAAGAGAGCACCUACGGGACACCUUACAGCAGUGGAUUGAAACAUGUAAGGAGGACAUCUGCCAUGGUGUUGGUAGCCUUCUGGUCUUUGUGAAGAACUUGAAGGGAUUGGCUGCCAUUCGAGAUGCUAUCUGGGACCUCCUCUCUGCCGACUCCAUCAAUCAGCACUGGGACACAGUGUGCCAGCGGCUGCUGGAGCGCCGCCUGCCCAUAUGGGAUGACUUCCUUCAACAGCUCUUUCUUCAGCGCUUACAGGCGAUCACCAAAGAAGAAACUGAAGGCAUCUCACUGAGCUCCGUGCAGCUCCUCACCUCUGCUGUCAAGGAUCUGGAAGGACAAACCGCCAAUAGCCGGGAGGCCCAGUAUGAAAUCGACGUGUCGUCCUAUUUGUGGUCAGAGUCUCCAGGGGACCUGCCGAAUGAUGCGGGUUGGGUUGGUGUGGCGCAGAGGGGGGAGCAACAGCUAAAAAGUGGUCUGGCCAUGAAAACGCAGGCCCUGACGCCCUGCGUUCAAAAUUUUUGCUCUUCCCUGGACGCCAAGCUGAAAGCACGGCUUGAUGACCUCCAGCACUACCUUCCAUCCAAGUAUGCAGGCGCUGACUCCAUAUCAGUUACACUACCGGCAUCAGGUCCCGAGGGCUCGUCAGCAUCCUCCUUCAACCGCUUCACAGACACGCCAGCGGUGGAGGAGGCUUUACGAGAUGGCUGCCUGGCCUGCAUUCACCACAUUCUCUCCGCUGUCCGUUCCGAAUUAGCGACCGUUUCGCCAGAUCCCAGCCCAGCCAGCCUGAAUUCAGUUCUUUUCAUGGCGAGGCUGUGUCAAUCCAUUGGGGAACUGUGUCCCAAUCUCAAACACUGCAUUUUGGGACAACAGAAGGGGUGCGAGGCCGCAGCUAAAGUGACACCGAGGCAGAGUAAGAAAUUGGGCAGAGCGAAGGUGGCCCCGCAGUUCAGCGCUGCUCAGGCCAAGUGGGCGGAACUAAAGGAGGAGCUUCUCAACUGCAGCAUGGAGGCCUACCGUAUCUGGAUCUCUACUCUCUCAAAAAGGUUGCUCGAGCAGUUUCGAACAGCUCUUCACGCAGAUUCCGCCGGUGCCAUCUUGACAUAUGCUACAAACUGGGAAGAUCUCGAAAUCCAAGAGGAGGCUGAAUCAGGAAGCAGUGUUACAUCUAAAAUUCGUCUUCCUGUCCAGCCAUCUUUGUUCGUCCAGUCGCUACUCUUCGACCUGUGUGUGGAGGUUAACCGGGUGGGUGGUCAUGCACUGCCACAACCCACCCUGCAGGAGCUUCUGCAAGCCUGCUUGGAUCAAGCCUUGCAGCACUAUCAAAGCCUCACACAGCGAGUACCCCGGGAAGGUGCAUUUCCAAUGACUCAAAACAGAGCAUUGCAGCUGAUGUUUGACCUUCGUUAUCUUAACACCACUUUGUCUGCAAAUGUGGAAGAAGGCAAGACUUCCAAAUCCUGUCAAGAUCACAGGAUGCAGGAAGUCUGUGAUUGGCUGGAGAGCCACAUUGACCCUUUUGACCUGGAUGUGUUCACACCGCCGCUGAAUGCAAACCUCAGUCGUCUGUCCCAAAAAACAUCGGUGCUGUUUGGACUGGUGACUGGCUCAGAGAAGCAGUAUGCCCCGCGGAGCAGCAGCGUCAACACUCAGGAGCCUUACAACAUCCUUCCGCUGGCCAACACUCAAAUCAGGUUCGAGUUGCUGCCUCUCAGCAUGUCUGACACGCAUAAAUCAAAGUCGACCAGCAAAUGCUCCAGUGAACCGCACCAGUUGCCUAUUGCAUCCUCGUCAGCCGACAUUCAGGAAAGCUUCCGGCCAGGCAGCCUUUUCCGACAGAUGGCAGAAGACGAGGACGCCACCUCUCAAUCUUUAUUUAAACUCAGUUGGCUAUCAGGCAUGACAAAAUAACGUCGCACUACACAAAACUUGUAUUCUCAGAAUCUGCAUCAUCUUUACUGGCCAAUUGGGGGUGCGUUCGGAAAUUCGCUCUGACAGCCUGACACCACUUAAAGGGUGUUUGUGGUGCCGAGGCAGAGUGCUCUCCCCUCCUAAUAAUUUCUGAAAGCAGCCUGUUAUAAACCAAUCCAUUUUCCAACUGGACCAUCUAACGCAUUGCACGCACCGGGUCCCCAGUUAUCGCGUGCUGCAUGACUCAUUUUUUGAGGCACUCUGAAUAACCCAAAUGGCACAUUUGAACAGGACUCUGAAUGUCAGAGCGGUCAGAGUGAAGCAGUGCGCUCAGAGCAUCUUAUCGAUCACCCUUUGUCAGAAAAAAAGCAAUGAAUUUAUCUCUGAUAGUUUGAGCCACAUUUAAUGUUGCACCCAUAAAACAUGAAUGCCAAAUGUGUAUUAUUAAGGCUAAUUAACUUUUUUUUUUUCCUCUUCCCCCCUCAAUGCUACACCUACAAUCAGGGUUCUCCAAGUCCGGUCCUGUUGAGACCCUGUCUAGCCUCACGAGGACUGGACUUGGAGAUCUUUGCCUAAAACUAAUAAUCCUGCAAAUCUAAGAACGCACCGUCAUAGCUAGUGCUUUUUUUUAUACAGCUAAAAUUGUGUAUUUUUAAUGGAAUAUGAUUGAGUAUAAUAUGAAUAUAAAUUUGACUGCUGGAAAAUUCUGGCCAUCACAACACCUGAUGCAACCUCAAACAUGUUGCCUUCAACACAAAUAUUGAGCAGAAGGCCAUUUCCUACCACAUAUUUUAAUUUAAAAUGUUUUUUAUUUCUUAUGGAGUGUUCUAAUUUCUAGAGGUGGUGAACUUGUUAACUUUAAGCUAUAAUAAUCAAGAUUCUAUUAAAAGAAAACUCAAUAAAAUCAUGGAAUU